Physcomitrium patens is the source of this 1709-nucleotide messenger RNA. RefSeq lists its product as uncharacterized. Lineage: Eukaryota; Viridiplantae; Streptophyta; Bryopsida; Funariales; Funariaceae. The record is from RefSeq and is a predicted model, not a curated record.
GCCCGGCCCAUUGCUGAUGUCAGGGCCCAGGAGGCUCACUCUCACUCUAGUUAAGCUCCCUAGCCCUCACGCCCUGAUCAUCCCAUCAUCGAUCAGCAAGUGAACCUUCGGAUGUUGAUUGAGACCGCUGUCCAGGUCCAGCACUGCCCUCUCGCAGUACUGGUCCGUGUAGCCCAUACAUUCUCUUUGUGAAGGGUCUCUGAGUCUCUCAGGUGUGCACAUUCUAUGCAGUUAAUCAGUCGCUUAUAACUUGUGGUCCUCUCGGCCUAGUGGUUGCGCAUUCAGUUCUUUGUGGGCGCGUCUAUCCUAACAUCAGAGUAGACCAAGGGCAUUGGAUGUGUCGCUGUCUGAUCGGUUCCAACUGAUUCUGUGUCCAGCUGAGUGUAAUCUGGCUUCCGAUACCUGAGCUCUUCAACAGAAGAGUGCGACGAUCCAGCUCCAUACGUCAAUAUAAGUGCAAUCGCUUGGGGUUAGACGUCUUCUGAAAAUAUGGCCAUUCGUGCUAGCUGCUCAUGGCUUCUCGCUGUUGUCAUAAUAGGCACACUACUACUUGACCCAGCUCAAGCGAGAUGGUCUGGUCCUAUUCCAUCUCCAGCGUACGCACCGUCACACGUAUCCUACCCUCCGAAGGAUUCUCAUCCAACAUACGCCCCUUACUCUCCACCUAGUGAAAUCCUCCCUCCUGCUUACGCGCCAGAAACGACGCCAGCAGCGUCCUCUCCUUACACCCCUCCUGCUGCACCGUCUCCUUACACUCCUGCUGCACCGACUCCUUACAUUCCUCCUACUGCACCGUCUCCUCACACUCCUCCUGCUGCUCCAUCUCCUUACUCUCCUCAUUCUGCACCAUCCCCUUACACCCCUCCUGCUGCACAAUCUCCCUACUCUCCUCAUUCUGCACCAUCCCCUUACACCCCUCCUGCUGCACAAUCUCCUUACUCCCCUCAUGCUACUCCCACACCCGUGUACGCCCCUUACAAGGCACCGUCCCCCGUUGCACAAUCUCCUUACACUCCAGCUGCCCCUACACCUGCGUACGCCCCCUACCAGGCCCCAUCCAGUCCAACUCAAGCUCCUUACUACACUCCUGCUCCUGCGACUUACGCCCCUGCGCCGGACGUAGCUCCGCCCACUGCUGAACCUGUCCCUUCACCAGCAUAUGCACCCGUCGUGUCUCCAGCAGGCCCUGCAUAUACCCCCUGGAUGGCUCCUUCCGGAUCUCCCACCCCUACCCCGUCGUACUCUCCAUCUUACACACCAUCCUUUGAACCAGUUCCGUCUCCUGCACUUUCACCUGCACCAGUGCCCACGCCUGAUUCAUUUUCACCGGGACCAGCCCCUGCAUCUUUCGCGCCAGCCAGCUCUACGCCGAAUCCGUCCGCUUUGACACCCGGAGAAGAAGUUCCUCUCUCUAGCGACCCUAUCGCAGCGCCUGCUGAUUCUGUGAGCGCUGGAUCGAGUUCAUCGACGCGGUUAAGGUGGGUAUUUGCGAUAGCAUCCGUCAUCACUGCAGUCGUGCAAUUCACGAUGUGAGGAUGUUUAUCUUUCUAUUAUCUGCCACUUCGAUGGCUCCACAUUCAUAUUUUGUUCCUACCAAUUCACAUUCUGAAGCGGGAAUUUUUUAGUUAGCUCGCAUACUGAGAUAAUACUCUUCUUGUAAAGGAUUUUCGACCUCGCCAUUAUAAAUAAAGUCUUUGACUAGACGAACA